UCGGAACAGAGAGUGCCCACGAAGUUCUGGGGGGAGAGCAGUGGGAGUGUGGGGUGCGGAGGUUCGCCGAGGUUGUUGCCCUCUCUCGGCUGAUGCAGUCAGGGGCAGGUUGUAUCCACUUUAAAUAGGAACGCGGGACGGCCCCUGCAAACGUGUCAUUCACCACCGUGAAGGGACUGAGAGCAUCACUGGAGAGGGGCUCUGCUGGAUCACGGUUCCGUCCGCCCCAGCCCGCUGAUACAUUUCCAUCGUCGACCAUUUCCAGAAUCCAGCUUCCUACAACACCAUGGAGCACAUCAAUCAGGAGAUUGUCGGGAAUUCCCCGCAACCUGUUGCUGACACAUUUAAGGCCUCAGACCUUGAAGUUCAAAUGGCCGAAACUUUGGCAGAGAAGCCAGACAUUAACCAUUUAUCUUUUGGCACUGUGUUCACCGAUCACAUGCUCAUGAUUCACUGGACAUUAACUCGAGGCUGGGAGAAACCGCAGAUUAAACCCAUGCAGAACCUCUCGCUGCAUCCUGCAGUAUCGGCCCUCCAUUAUUCCGUGGAGCUGUUUGAGGGGCUGAAAGCAUUCCGAGGAGUGGACAACAAGAUUCGGCUGUUCCGCCCUAUGCUGAACAUGGACCGGAUGCUGAGAUCUACCAUCAGGGCCGCUCUGCCUACUUUUGAUCGGACUGAGCUGUUGGAAUGCAUCAAAAAGCUGGUGGAGCUGGAAAAAGAAUGGGUACCUUACUCCAAGGAUGAGAGUCUCUACAUUCGCCCAACUUUUAUAGGGACCGAGCCUUCCAUUGGUGUGAAGAAGGCCACCAAGGCCUUGCUCUACGUGAUCCUUUGUCCGGUCGGUCCUUACUUCGGCACGGAAAUCUUUAACGACGUGUCCCUGUGGGCGAACCCGAAGUACGUUCGAGCCUGGAGAGGAGGAACGGGUGACUGCAAACUCGGAGGAAAUUACGGAGGUUGUCUGUAUGCACAAUCUGAAGCUAUGAAGGCAGGUUGUCAACAAGUGUUAUGGCUCUAUGAAGAUGAUGAGAAGAUAACUGAAGCAGGAACAAUGAAUCUCUUUCUUUAUUGGAUCAAUGAGCAUGGAGAGGACGAGCUCGUGACAGCUCCACUGGAUGGCAUCAUAUUACCUGGAGUCAUAAGGCAAAGCAUUCUGGAUUUAUCACACAAGUGGAAUCUGUUCAAAGUUGAGGAGCGUCCAGUCACUAUGAGCCAGCUGGUCGAAGCACUGAAGGAAAACCGAGUCAAGGAGAUGUUUGGAUCAGGAACUGCUUGUGUUGUGUGCCCAGUGGGACGGAUCCUUUAUAAAGGAGAGAACCUGCACAUUCCAACCAUGGAAAAUGGAGCAAAGUUAGCAAAGCAGCUUAUUGACAGCCUGACUGAUAUACAAUAUGGACGCAAGGAAAGUGACUGGACCUGUGUGGUGGCUUGAAGCUUGGGACGUCAUCGCAAGCAGUCCGACUGAAGGCUUGAGCAGUUGGGCAAGUGCCAAAUCUCAAAAUAGCACCAACUCUCCUUCAGCGGCAUUAGACACAUGGUGACAUUUAGCAUGCAGUAGAAUAAAGCACAAAUAAUCUUGUAAUAUAAACCUGAUUUCCAGUUGUGUUCAACAGAACGCCACACCAGCAGUUUUAUAUCAGGCAGAGGCACUGGCAAGAACUGCCUUCUCAAUUCAGUUCCAUUUCAGUUCUGCUGAUGAGCUUCAGCACGUCCCCAUUCACACUUCUCUAGUGCAGUGACUCUGUGUGAUGUUGCCUCCUGAGUUACAACCGUGUCAUCGUCUUCAGCACACUACUAGUGUACCUUACACCCUUGAUGUAAGUUGCCUCCCUGAGCUUGUCUAUCAGACAACAAUAUUGUACAAAAAGAAUUUGUGUGCCAGCCUUUAUUAAUUGGGGUUAGUGAACCAUUCAAAUUGGGAGAUAAUUUCCGCUACCAAAGUAAUAGAGAUAAAGGUCAAGUAUUGAGAUAAAAUUCACAUUGUUUAUGCUUGUAAAAUCCUACAUUCCUCUGAAUCAUAUUGUAUUAGUGACACGUAUAAUGCGUUCCAAAAGUAAAACUGUAACAGUUGAAAAUGCCGGAUUUCUACAAACUACACGCCAAACUGAGAUUGAGUAGACAUCAUGUGAACAUUUGAUAAUUUAUACACAAGCUUUGGUAAAUUUCUGAUGUUGUUAGAUGCAAGAUAUACCAUGAAGUUGAGUUUUAAAAGGUAAGCUAUAAAUGAUUUGCUCAAUGUAUUUAUUCUCAAGUCUUUUGUUACCUUGCAAAGAUGAACGUGCAAAAUAGGAGAAUGUGCGUUAGAUUCUGCCUCUGUAGUUCACCCCAUUGACUUCAGUAGAAUGAACUUCGGAGGCCAAGUAGUAACGUGUUUAUCACUCCUCACAGGCAGUGAGUUCCUGGACAGGUGGGUUAUAACUGUUAAGGCAUGGCGGUGAUUGGAGUCACACAUGGUCUGAAUUAGAUUGCACAGAUGUCAAUAAUUUUUUUUAAAGUAUUUUGGAACCAAAUGGAGGUAAAUGGACUUGAAAUGCAGGGCAAAUGAUACAGUCUCCAAGGACCUGUUCCAUGUUAGCACGGUAGUGUAGCUGUUGGCGUAAUGCUAUUACAGAGUCAGCGACCCGGGUUCAAUUCCGGCCACGGUCUGUAAGGAGUUUGUACGUUCUCCCCGUGGGUUUCCUCUGGGUGCUCCGGUUUCCUCCCACACUCCAAAGACUUACAGAUUAUGAAGUUGUGGGCAUGCCAUGUUGGCGCCAGAAGUAUGGCAACACUUGUGGGCUGCCCCCAGAACACUCUAUGCAAAAGAUGCAUUUCACUGUGUGUUUCAAUGUACAUGUGACUAAUAAAGAUAUCUUAGCCCGUUAGGUUUAUAUAACAGCCAAGCCCGCAGAUUUUAACUGAAUUCAGUUUCACCAAGUGAUUUAAUGGAAUUUGAACUCAUGGCUUCAGGAUUGCUAGUCCACUAUCCUUGUGUACAGUUGUAACAUAAUUUAAAUGAUGUCCUUUCUAACUUCAGCUUAGCUUGAGAGGGUGAUUGUGGUGUAUGGUCUGGACUGAGUCAUUUGAUAGAAGAAUACGACAGGCUGUUGUGAGGGAGUACUGUCAUACCACACUGUCACAGAACCAGUAAAUUGUUGUUCCUUUACACAGAUCACAGGACUCCUCAUUACAUACUGUAUAUAUGUAUUUAUGUACAAAUACUAAUAUAUAGACAGAAACUGUCAAGGCUUGGCAGCCAGUCUCAAAGCUUCGGUGAUGUGGUUACAGCCCAGAAUCAGGACAGUUUUUUGACUGAGUUGUUGAACCGAGACAAUGAAAAGCAAAAACAAAACUGCAGCUGCUGAAAAUCUAAAAUUAUUAGGAAAGGUUUAGAGGGAUAUGUGCCAAAUGCAGCAAUUGGGACGAGCUCAGAUGGGAAUCUUGUUCGGCAUGGACGGGUUGGUUGUUGUGUGGAUCUAUGAAUCUUUGAAGCCAGAAAACACUGGAAACACACAGCAGGUCAGACAGCAUCUGUGGAGAGGGUAACAGCUUUGACAAUUCUUUCACGACGAUCGUUGUGUUUCUGCCUCCACAGACGCUGCCUGGUAUUUCCAGGAAACCUGUAUAUGUUCCAUCAAAUGUGGUUAAAAGAUGUCACAGUACAAUUUCAAAACACCUGUCUGCUUCCCCACCAAUAUAUAGCCUGUGACUGACAUCUCUAAAGCAGAUGGCCUGGGUUUUUGCCUCAUCACUGCUUGUGGUGUCUAGCUGUGGGCAAACUGUGUUUCCCUACAUUGCGCCAGUGACCAUAAUGAAGGACAUCGUUGGCUUCGAAGUGUUUGGGGACUUGCAUUUAUGCAGUGAGAACGCUGUGUAAAUUCAGGUUCUAUUUUCUAUCUGAGACCAGUGUUUAAAAGGAACAAUUCCUUGUGCUCAUGGUGAGUUCUUGAAGAUUCUGCACCAUGCCUAUGUAACAAAUUAUUUUGUGUGGUGCUGAAAAGUGUGCAGUGUUUUUGUGUGAGUUGUACUCUUGUUUCUCUUCCUGCCCACAGAAUUAGCUCAAUAAAAUAUUUGUGGUGGAA
Pristis pectinata (smalltooth sawfish) is the source of this 4061-nucleotide messenger RNA. It is a transcript of the gene bcat1, whose product is annotated as branched chain amino-acid transaminase 1, cytosolic. Gene Ontology annotation, molecular function: branched-chain-amino-acid:2-oxoglutarate transaminase activity. The transcript is spliced from 11 exons. The record is from RefSeq and is a predicted model, not a curated record. Bases 287 to 1432 code for a protein of 381 amino acids. Gene Ontology annotation, cellular component: mitochondrion. Lineage: Eukaryota; Metazoa; Chordata; Chondrichthyes; Rhinopristiformes; Pristidae. Gene Ontology annotation, biological process: L-leucine biosynthetic process; L-valine biosynthetic process.